UCUUUCACGAUGUCAUGGGAGAUCCGGUCACCGCCUUGUUUCUAAAGAGCCUUUUUCCUGCGGUCAGACUUUCUGUUCUGUUGUCACAUGCAUUCCGCCUACAUUACCAAUGUGGCACGGAGGAGACACUGAGCAUGGAUGCGACUCUAAUAAAACAGGCUCCCAUAGUGGUGGCUCUUCAGGAUGUGUCCCUGGUCUCGAGUCAGCCUGGCACAGUUACCACCUUAGCCCUGGGAACAGCAUCUGUGGUGGGCACAGACAGAGUACAGUGUCUGACAGUGGUGACACUGGCAUUGGCACUCACUUCUCUGACAGUGUGGAAGAUGACUCCAGUUCCAGUACCACGCCUUUUUCUUUCCAGCCACUGUCCCAGCUUCACUUCAGCCAGGAUGAUGCUAACCCCAUUGUCCAUGUUAUGCCACCCAAGUCCUCUUCACCCAACACCAGUGUUAGAGUACCUUCCUCCCCAAUCAGCACGGUUAACUGUACCAGGUCUUCUCAGCUGCUAAUGCCAACCAUGUCUCACCUGGGUGCUCCAAGGUAUCGGAACAUGAAGGAACAUCAACUCAUCCGGAGGUGGUCCUCACAGGGCUCUCUGGACAGAGGCCUGGUAAAUGGGCACAAAAGAGGGCCCAUGGUUUCAAAUGUGGACCUUUAUCUACAGCUAUCUUCCUCUGUGCACUGCCAUACCCUGCUGCAGCGCUCACCAGGUUGUGGCCCCUGCUACCAUUACAACCACAGCAGUACAUCCAGUGGAUUGGAAACAAGCCUGUCCCUUUUCUCAGCUCUGUCUUUCCCAGUAAAACACAUUGGUCUGGACAUGAGCUAUAGUGCUUUACCAGAUGUGAAACUGGGUCCAGGAGGUGGAAGGGUUAAUGACCUCAGCUUAUCCAAACAAGCAGACUUACCACUGGGUCAGCAGUCUGACAGAAGCUCCCCAAUUCAGCCUGCUGUUCGCACCCAUAUGUGGCUGACUGAGCAGAUGGCGGACAGGCCCAAAGCAGUGCAUCAGAUCAGUGGUACUGAAAUAAAGGGCUCUCUUGGAGAUGAGUCAUCGUCAUUGCAACAGGGACAUAAGCAGGAACCAGGAAUUAACCAGAUGCUGACACUGAUCUCCCACCCUGUAAACACUCUGAUGAAGGCUAAAGAAGGGCUCCUUAGACAGAAAGAGCUGGAGAUCGACAGGCAGAAGCAGGAGAUCUUGCAGCUCCAUAUUCGAAUCAGAGAGAAUGAGCUCAGAACACAGCAAGUCCUGCAGAACCACAGAGGGUGGUUUGACGACCACAUCACUAAGGAGUCAUCAGCAAGACUCCUAUGCAGCAAACAGUCUGAUAGGCUGUGCUGCGAUGAAGAACUUGGUAGGAAGCUAGUAGUGGCUGAACUGGAAGUUCUCCAAUUGAAUGAAUUAUUCAAGCAAGUCACACGAAAAUACACAGAGGAAAUCAGAAAAAUGGAGGAAAAGAUAAAAACAAGGAAUUGCUAUAUCAGUAGUCUGAAAAAGAAGUAUCAAAGAGAGAGUGAACAGAGCAAUGGAAAGCAACAACGGAUAGAGACACUGGAGAAAUACCUUUCUGACCUGACAACACUGGAUGAGGUUCAAGCUCAGGCCCAGCAGCAGGAGGAGGUACAACAGAAAGCCAAGGAUCUGGAGAAGACUGUGUGUCAGUUAGAGAAGACCCUGGAGGAAGGAUGUGCUCUGAUGAAGGAGAGAGAUGUCAAGAUUGAGAUGCAAGCCGAUAGAGAGAAGGACCUGAUUGCAUCUGUGCACAGCCUACAGCAGAAGGUGCAGCAGUUUUUGGAUGAUGGGGUGAGGUUGCCAAUGCAAGACCUGAUGGAGCUUGAGGUGGAAAACACUCGACUUCUAGAGCAGCAAGACUACAGCAGCAGGAUGAUCAAGCAUCAUAAAGAACAGAUUGAGAGACUGACCUUGCAACUAAUGUUGGAUGAAAGCUUAGUGGUGCACCCUCUGUCCCAUGUGGAAAUGCCAGAAGUGGGUCAGCUGCUGAGAGAGAUGUCCCUGUGUCUACUAGACCUCCAGGCUCUGUGCAACAUCCUGGCUCAGAGAGCACAAGGGAAAGAGCCCAACCUGUCUCUACUCCUGGGUAUGAAAUCAUUGGGUGUUUCAGCAGAAGAGAAGGACAGGAGAGAGGUUGUCAGAGAAGAGCUGAGGUUCAUGCUGAUGGAGGUCGGCCAGCUGAGGAGAGACAUCGAUGAGCUGAGGAAAAGCAUCUCAGGCCGCUGUGCUAAGUACAUGGGUGACAACUGUGUCUCCCAGUGAUCCCCUCACCCCCAUCCCCCCAGCUCUGAUGACACAAAAUUUGUAUUCAUUUGAACACAAAUUUUAAGAUUCAUACCAAUGCAGGGUUUCAAGUGUUUGGUGUCACCUUCAUGCUGUGGUUUGAAUAUAAUGAUGGCAGAUGUUAAUAUGACCAGUCCCCAUGUAUAGUGGUUGACCCUGACAUUAGCUGUGGACUCAGUGGGGAUGCACCAGAGCUGAAGCAAAGGAUAAUGGAGACCACAGUUUUUUUUUGUUGGACACACGACCAAUCUACUGUAUCACACUUAUUCAACAACUCUCAAAAUAAAGCAACAUACUAAAAUCUCCUGGAUAAUGGAAAUAAAGUAUGAAAUCAAUUUG
Molecule: messenger RNA, 2638 nt
Organism: Paralichthys olivaceus (Japanese flounder)
Lineage: Eukaryota; Metazoa; Chordata; Actinopteri; Pleuronectiformes; Paralichthyidae
Gene: cep85l
Product: centrosomal protein 85, like
Cellular component (GO): centrosome
Source: RefSeq, a predicted model, not a curated record